Messenger RNA from Sycon ciliatum, 2416 nucleotides. RefSeq names its product ferroptosis suppressor protein 1-like. NCBI's taxonomy places the organism in Eukaryota, Metazoa, Porifera, Calcarea, Leucosolenida, Sycettidae. Gene Ontology annotation, molecular function: electron-transferring-flavoprotein dehydrogenase activity; flavin adenine dinucleotide binding. The record is from RefSeq and is a predicted model, not a curated record. Gene Ontology annotation, cellular component: cytoplasm. The coding region runs from base 223 to 1806 and encodes 527 amino acids. The transcript has 2 exons.
CCCGAAUGCUGUAGUGGAGUGUUGAGUUCCUCCUUGACUUGAACCCUUCUCUUUGAAUGAACUGGUCGGGCUGCCUGCAGUUUUUCCAGUUAGAUGCGUUCACAGAAGCUGUGCAACUCACACCUUAGUACGCUCCUCUGCCUCUUGCUGCACCUAGACCCUACGACUACGUCGCUACUUUAUUUUGCUUGGAUCUUCUGCUUAGUCGCCUGAAAUAAAAUAAUGGGGCACUCGCAGUCUCGUCAGGACGUAUCCGUGGUGGUUGUCGGCGGUGGAUUUGCUGGUAUCCAGUUGGCGCGAGGAAUCGCAAGUGCUUGCAAUGUGACCUUGAUCGACUCGUCUCCAUUCCUGCACCAGUCCUUGGCCAGCCUUCGUACCGUGGUCCUGCCUGGAUGGAGCGACAUGGUGCUUCUGGAUCGAGAGGGUCACUCUCGCGAACUCAAGCAGGUCAGAGGCAAGGUGACCGGAUUUAAUAAGGAGGAGAAGACGGUGACGGUGGAGGGAGUGGAGGAGGCCGUGAAAUACGACUACCUGGUCCUGGCCACAGGCUCGCAGUGUGCUUUCCCGGCCAAGGUACCCGUGGACGUGCUUGCAAAGGGCAAGGAGGAGAUCGUGCGCGCGUACGACGAGUGCCGAGAGAGGCUGUGCGCGGCAAAGCGCAUCUCGAUCGUCGGCGGCGGAGCAGUCGGCGUGGAGCUGGCUGCAGAGAUCGCCGUAGAGCAUCCUGACAAAGAGGUGACGCUGAUCCACAGCUACGACAGCCUUCUCGCCGACGACAUGCCGAUGAAGAUGAGGCGUGGCGUGCAGCAGAAGCUGGAUGCGCUCGGUGUGCGCCUCGUGCUCGGCCAGAAGGUGGACCUGUCGUCGGUGGUGGAAAGCCUCUCCGACCACGCCCUCAACUCCGUCAGCAUUCCCGGCCCAGUGACGCUAUCGACUGAUAAGAAUGAGCAGAUUGAAGCAGACCUUGUGUUUCCUUGCAUCGGUGUGUUCCCAAACAAGGGAGCGUAUUCUGGAUCUUUAUCGGCGGAGCAAAUCGACGAGAAAGGCUACGUGAAGGUUGAUGAGUUCUUGCAAGUUCAGGGAGAGGAGAAUAUCUUUGCUAUUGGCGACUGCAACAAUCGGCCCGUGCCUAAGAUGGCAUUGCACUGCACAGAUCAGGCUGUGUACUUGAUCAGUAUGAUGAAGGCACUGCUCAAUGGCAAGCCGAAGAAGGUCUAUCAGUGUAGCCACACCAAACCCACCAUGGUGGUGCCGAUCGGCCGUAUUGACGGCAUCGGAAUGUAUCACGGCUCGGCGCUGCCCACGUUUGUCUGCAAGAAGAUGAAGGCACACGAUCUGCUCACCGGCAAACUGUGCGGCGACUUUGGCGUCCGGCCGGCACCCACCUACCCCAAGCUACCCGCCGUCCCCGCACGCGCAAAUAAAUCUGCUCAAGCCGCACCCGCUGCCGAGGAUCAGCCAGCCAGCACAGAGCAACCAGCUGCUGCUGCUGCAGCCGACGCUGCUGCUGAAACAACAGAGCAGCCCGCAGCUGCCACCGAAGAGCCCGCAGCUGCCACGGAAGAGCCCACAGCUGCCACUGAAGAGCCCGCAGCUGUAGACGAGCCCACCAAGGAAGCCGAAGCUUCCGAUGAGCAGGCAGCAGGAGAAGCCUCGGAAAAGGUUGAGGAGUCCAAACCUGAGGCUGAGGAGUCCAAACCUGCAGUAGAUGAAGCCACUGAGACAUCUGAGGCAGCUGCUGAGGAGCAAGAGGAGAAGAAAGCUGAAGAUGCAAGUGAGGUGCCAGCACAAAGCACUGAGGAAUAAGGAACUAAAGCAUCAUCGCAUUCCACCUUAGCAAAUCCAUUCUCAACCGGACAUCUCUCUCUCUCUCCUCCCCUCCCCCCCCCCCCCCCCUCUCUCUCUCACUCUCUCUCUCAUUGCCUUAUCCCCCUGCAAUAUUUCCGUUUCUUAUCUUCCGUGAGUUCCCAAGUUUCUUUCACUCGCUUUCCUUUCACCUUCUUUCCCCCACUUCCAGUGCUGGCGCCAUUUCUCUAUCUUCCAUUGAUGAUUAUUCCCUGCACUAACAACCUAGAGAGGUUUACACCGUGUAUUAUCUUCCUUGUAUCAUUGUUAGGACCGAUCGGGGUGCUUGUAGGCUGUCGCGUUCCCGAUUCUUUUCUUCUUCUUGUUUGGUCAAAUGACACCGUGUGGAUUCAAUGUGGGAUAUGGACUAGAGAAGUGCUCACCAAUUGCCACUACAAUAUAGCAUUUUGUUUUAUAUUUUCCUAGACUUGUUACUGAUCUUGUACUUCGAAUUACGUGUAUUUUUGCUCUCUGGCCUAAAGACACAUUGCAACGGCCGGUGUAGGUGUUGGUGUACCUGCGUGGACACUUAGAUUCUCUUAUUCAUCAUGUAGCGUUUAUGAUUCUGUGA